UCCGUGUCCGCCUCUCUCCGCCGUCUAAUGUCUGAUCUUCUAGGUCUCCUCCACAAAUUCGAACAAGAAUUUGUCUUAAUGUGCAAAACCAAAAUGGGAGUCAAUGCUUCAGAGCCAAAACGAACACGAUCGCGACCUAGUCAAUCGGAGGGGAGGCACCCGUCGACGAGACGAUCUCCAUCAACGAGCACCACCGGCACAACAACAACCACGACGACAUCGAAUUCUAACAAAACUGGUCCCUCCUCCUCCUCCUCAGGUGCUUCUUCUUCAGUCGCUAGUCGAACAUCUCUCGCUAGUCUUCGAGAAUCCUUACCGGAGAAUCCUCACAUAUACAACGUCUCCGAGAUUCGUGCCGCCACCAACAAUUUCCUCGCUAAUCGCUUAUCUUCAUCUUCCUCUAAAGCCUCGUGGCGUUGCAAUUUGAGAGGGAAAGAAGUCGUUGUGUUUCAGAGAAAGUUUAGACGGAGAAUCGCCAUGGAUGAGCUUAGAGAUCGUCUUUCAGAUAUUUGCCGGAGCAACCACGGAAGCAUCAUAAAUCUACUCGGCGCUUCUGUUUCCGGCGGUGGAAGAGGAGGAGGAGGAGGAGGCGAUCACAUCUACCUAGUCUACGAAUACGUCAACGGAGCAUCUCUCGCUGAUUGCUUGAGAAACCCUAAGAACCCUAAUUUCACAGUUUUAUCGAAUUGGACAUCACGGAUUCAAAUUGCAACAGAUCUAGCUCAUGGACUCGAUUACAUCCACAACAAGACUGGAUUAAAGAUCGAAAAUCUCGUUCACAAUCACAUCAAGAGCUCGGCGGUGAUCGUGACGGAGCCUGAUUUCAACGCUAAGAUCUGUCACUUCGGAACUGCACAGCUUUGCGGUGAAACAGAUGAAAUGUCACCGGAGAGAGACGAAUCGAAAAAUUCCAGGCGAUCUGAUAGCAGAGCGAUCAGAUUCGAAGGAGUUAGAGGUUACAUGUCGCCGGAAUUUCAAACAUCGGGAAUCGCUACUCAGAAAUCAGACGUUUACGCUUUCGGAGUUAUGAUGCUGGAGCUUCUCUCAGGCGAGGAGCCGUUGAAGUAUAGGUAUGAAAAAGCCACCGGAGAUUUCGAGCGGACGUCGGUGAUUGAAACAGCGGGAGCGGCGAUCGAAGACGGAGAUGGUGAUAGAGAGGUGAGAUUGAGGAGGUGGAUGGAUCGGAGAUUGGGGGAUUCGUUUCCUGUGACGGUGGUGGAAAAAUUAACGCGAUUGGCGUUGGAUUGCGUUCAGGAUGAUCCGGUGAAUAGGCCGGAGAUGGGAAGAGUCGCCGGGAAAAUAUCUCAAAUGUAUUUGGAAUCGGAAAAGUGGUCGGCGAAUAUGAAACGGCCAACGGAUAUCACCGUCUCCUUCGCUCCCAGAUGAGGGAAUCUUCUUUUUCCUAUUUUUAAUUUUUAAUUUAUUUCAGUUUUUGUAAAUUCGUUAGUAGGCUAAUUUUUUCCCCAAAUUAAUUUAAUGAUGAUUUGGUUGUAAUUACGACAUCUCUUCGUUUGAAGAUUGUUGCAGAGUAAUUAGAAUAAUAGUUUAUUGUGUUCGUGGGGUAUGAAGAUUGUGAUAUAAGCUGUGAGCAACUAAGAAAUUGAUUGGAAUUAA
This is a messenger RNA of Arabidopsis arenosa, 1614 nucleotides long. Lineage: Eukaryota; Viridiplantae; Streptophyta; Magnoliopsida; Brassicales; Brassicaceae. The record is from the annotation of a GenBank genome assembly.